CUCGCGCAGGCUAGGAAUACGACGCAGCGAUGCGGCAACGGUAGCAGCGAUGCGGCAAGGUCUCGUCCUGUGCAGCAUGGCUGCGCUCGCGGCAGCCCAACGCCAAUGCGGCCCGCCACCCGACGGUAAAGGCACCGACGGAGAGGACCGGUGCGCCAACGCCGGCGCGGCGGCGGCGACGCAGCGCUUCAAGAUUGAUAUAAACGUGGACGGCGAGCCGCGGCCGCUGGGUUUUUUGAGAGGCGACGAUGUCAAUGAAGUCGCGCGGCGCUGGGUCGCGGCGCAUUCCAUCGUCGGAGAGGACGCCGUACGGACGUUGGUGAAGCGGAUGCGUACAAAAGUGGAGGAGGCGCCCGCUUUAGAUGGAGAGGCGCUGGGCUGCCCGGCGCUCGCGUAUGAGCACGAAAUGGACACGCCAGCGUCGCUCGCCGCCUUCACGCGACGCGCUUCGAGCAUAGCGGGCCCCGGCGGGCGCAUCGUCCUCACAAUGGCGACGGGCGGCUACGCGGCCUUCGCGCGGUCCUGGGCGCGCGGCCUCGACGCCGUCAACGCGUCCCACUAUUUGAUCGCCGCGCUCGACGAUGUUGCAUUAACUGAACUGAAGCCGCUCGGCGGUCAUGUAGUGCCGGUCUACGACGAGGCCAUGGCUGACGACGCCCCGGGCCGCGACCGACCGGCGGCCUACGGCUCGGGCGCGUUCCGAGCGCUGACCCAGAUAAAACCGGCGCUCGUGCUCGCUUUGCUGGAGGCGGAGCUCGCGGUGCUCUACGCGGACGCCGACGUCGCGUUUUUACAAGAUCCCUGGCCCCACCUCACAUCUUAUGAGAACUGUGCCGUGGCGCUGCAGCCGAACCGUCACGACGAAGAGGACGUGCUGGGGGCUAUUGUAGAGCUCGACCGUCGGCCGGGCAACCCUAGGCCACGUCAGAGGUACUACGGCGACGUGGGCUGCUCCGGCCUGGCGUACUUCCCCUCUGGUCGGGCCGCGCGGCGCCUCGCCGCGUUCUGGGCGGCGGCCGCUUCAGAUGAUUCGUGCGGCGGCGACCAGGCCGCGCUCGAAGCCGCCCUCGCUUUCCUAGCGUACGCGGCCGAGCACGUCGACGUCCGCGCGCUGCCGCUGGCGCUUUGGCCGAACGGCAUGGCGCUGCGGACUUUGUAUGAUGCGCCGGCGCCGGAGGCCCUGAUUUCAUUCGAGGUCCCGCCGGGCGUCGUCGCCUUCCACGCGAAUUAUGUCGUCGGCGCUUCACAAAAACGCGCGUGGCUGGAGUCGCUGGGGCUGUGGUUUGACUAAGUGUGUGUUCGGAUACGA
Pelagomonas calceolata is the source of this 1309-nucleotide messenger RNA. The record is from the annotation of a GenBank genome assembly. NCBI's taxonomy places the organism in Eukaryota, Pelagophyceae, Pelagomonadales, Pelagomonadaceae.